Messenger RNA from Triticum turgidum subsp. durum (durum wheat), 780 nucleotides. The record is from the annotation of a GenBank genome assembly. Lineage: Eukaryota; Viridiplantae; Streptophyta; Magnoliopsida; Poales; Poaceae.
AUGAGUUCCACCGGAGGCAUCACCAGCCGCGGCAAGGCGAAGGCGACCAAGUCGGUGUCGCGGUCGUCCAAGGCUGGGCUCCAGUUCCCCGUCGGCCGCAUUGCGCGCUACCUCAAGGCAGGCAAUGAGCAUGCUCUGGGAGUGUGGAGGAAGGGGAAGGGGAAGGAGUAUGGCGGGGAAGGGGAAGGCGGAGGAGGUGUACGUGGCGUCGAUCGACCAGGGCACCACCAGCACCAGGUUCAUCAUCUACGACCGCCAUGCCAGCCCCGUCGCCUCCCACCACCUCGAGUUCAAGCAGCACUACCCGGAGGCCGGCAGGGUGAUCAGGUUGGGGGGCUGGUGUCGGACGGAUGGACCAACGACACCUACAACAUGUACAUCAGCUCUAUGGAGGCGUCCUUCAUGCAGCAGCUCUGUGGCCAGCAGCAGCACCACCACCACGCCACUCCCGACAGGGGCAUGAUCCAUGUGGGUAGUGGCCAUGGGCUCAAGGUGCUCCAAGAGGGAGCCUCUGAUACCCUUGGGUGUAAGAAGAACGUGCCUCGCCCGCAUGAUGUUGGUCCACGAGGCCUGCUCGAGGAUCCGUGGGCGAGUUGUUUCAAGCCGCGUGAUUCCGCUAUGAAUCGUCGUGGUGAUGGGGUUGGUGCUUCCGAUGGUGAAUCGGGCACCGAUACAGUUCAAGUGAUGGCUCCGAAGCAUGGAAGAGGAGUGAGCACUUGCGUCAGAGGAAAUCCUAUUGACAGAACCUCAGGUUGUUACACUUUUCAUCUUGUUUGCUGA